Messenger RNA from Schizophyllum commune H4-8, 1430 nucleotides. RefSeq lists its product as uncharacterized. The coding region runs from base 389 to 1246 and encodes 285 amino acids. The transcript has 7 exons. NCBI's taxonomy places the organism in Eukaryota, Fungi, Basidiomycota, Agaricomycetes, Agaricales, Schizophyllaceae. The record is from RefSeq and is a predicted model, not a curated record.
CUUCAUUCAAUACACGCUGUCCUCCAUUCCAGCAAUUGCUGCAGAUGUCACCGCUAUUGGCCAGCGAGAUAUUCCAAGUUCGGUUCGAAUGCGCGGUCCAGGCGGUCGUCAAGGGUGCCUUUCGCGCGAUCGCUCCGCGUCGUGAUGCUCCGUCGCAACCGCUGAUAAUAGCGACUGCUUCGCCCGGCGCCUGCUCUCUCCUUCCACCACCAUCGCUAGACGCGUUGUGGACCGCCUUUCUUUCCUGUACACCCCUUUCGUUGACGUUGUUCACGCCCUUCCUUUCUGUUUUUCGUUCUGAGCCUCGCGUCGAUCGCACCCCUCCCCCGUAAAUCUCUGCUGCGCAGCCCCCCGUCUAUAUAUUCUGUGUGCAAGGCGACCUCCCAAGAUGUACAACGCACCCAAGUUCUUCACCCAGCACAAGGCUGACAAUGUCAUUCUCGUGUACUUGUCGCCCACGUCCCCUCCCCCCGUGUCUGUGCCGUUCGAACUGCAGGAAUAUGUAUCCAAAGACGCAUGGGCUUCGCGCAUAACUACCAUUACGCGGGUGGCCUCCAGCUAUUCUAAGCCGAAGCUCGAGAUGAUCUGGGCUAUUCUUUCCUUCCUUAUGCUCACCGUCAUCCCCAUGGCCGUCGUCAGCGUUCUGAAUGCUACGCUGCACGACGACGAUCCGCAGUGGCAUUUUCAUGUUCGCGAGAUCUCGCUAGGUAUCUUCCUCGGAAUGAUGCUCCUGUUCGCCAUGCCCAUGGUCAUCUGGAAGGCUAUCGGCCAGCGUCACCUGAAUCGCACCAUCCAGCGCUGGACGCAGCAGGACAACCAAACCCUCGCGCCUGGUACGGCGCGCGCGAACUGGAGCGCACGCCUGCCGCGGAUGUUCAGCAGCCAGAUCGUCGUCUCCAUCGCUGUCCCGCACGGCACCUUCCCCAGCCUCUUCCACCCGGACGCCUACCUCCCCUCCUUCGUCAGAGGCCCCAUCGACGCGCAAGCAGCGUACUAUUACCCGUACUCGGGGGGUGGCAAGGCCGAGCCCAACAUGCCUCAUAUGAGUACUAUCGGCUCUGUUCCCCUGUAUGGGAACAACUACGGAAACGGCAAUGGGAAUGGGCGCCCUCCGAGCUAUGGCUAUGGAGAUGAGAAGCGGCCAUUUGGAGACUACAAACGAUCCAGCAGAGACUCUAAGCGGUCAAGCAAGGAUAGUUUUAGCAGCGGGGACUACAAGAUCCAGCGUGCAAGCCUGCGGGCUUGAGCUGGGUCGCGUGUUCUGUGAGCCUGGUGCACACGUGUCGUCUGAGAAUCGUAGGUCCAGGUGAUCUUCGCAGUUGCGUAUGUACGAACUCGUAUCGUACUGUCGCGUUCAGACAUUUCUUGCAAGCCAAGGCAGUGUUUGGAAGCGAGAUAACAUGCGAGAAAAGAGUCAAAGGUAUCAUCUG